Alligator sinensis (Chinese alligator) is the source of this 1343-nucleotide messenger RNA. RefSeq lists its product as uncharacterized. The record is from RefSeq and is a predicted model, not a curated record. Bases 32 to 688 code for a protein of 218 amino acids. The transcript has 2 exons. NCBI's taxonomy places the organism in Eukaryota, Metazoa, Chordata, Crocodylia, Alligatoridae. Gene Ontology annotation, molecular function: nucleic acid binding.
GGGUGCCUGGGAAAAACUGUUAGCCUCCCAAAUGGCAGAACACUUAACCUCAUCGCCAGGAACACUCCUUGGGCCAUGGGUGAGCCUACCCACCUCUCUCGACCCUUUUCGACCCCAUCAGGCAUUCCAGGGGACUCUUAAAACUUGGACUGGCUUCAUUCUACGACAUCAGUAUUAUUGGUCCAGUUGGGCCCACUCUGACGCAGAGGGAUCUCCCGACCCCGCCGCUGUAGACACACCCGCCAGACCUGUCUUAUAUGGUAUAACAACUCCAGCCUGGAUGGCAGCCGACGGUACCACUCAAGGCAACGGCCGCUACGGAUAUUACUGCAAGCCGUGUUACGAUGUCCACGUCAUCUCAUCCAAUCUUGGUCCUAACUCAGCACAACAAAAUGAACUGCUCGCUUUUUAUAGCAUUUUAGAACAUUGCCUCGAAUGUCACAAUGGCCCCCUCCCAGUACUGGUCAUAGCCAUUGACUCUGAGUAUAUUUACCGUAUUGCCACGGGUGCCGCCGACCCCUCCAAGAAUUCACUGCUUUGGGAGGACGUCUUCCAGAUUCUUCGCCACUAUGUUGUCCUCCCUAUGCUCAAACAUACCCGCUCGCAUCGACCUGACACCGACCCAAUACAUGCCAUUAUUGAUAAGUUAUUGGCCGCCAACUCUCAAAAUGAGUUCAUUGAAGCAUAGCCAAAGGAGGUUCGAGUGGUUUCUACUGCUACAGCGGACUAUAACCCUUUCUUAUCCUGGCUUCACGAACACUGGGGUCACCCAGGGCCCCGAAAAGCCAUGCGCACUUGGCACGCCCAAGCACCAACAGGACAUGCACCCUCAUUAAAAGAUUGGCAAGAUAUCUCAUGAGCCUGUAUAGCUUGUGCCCAGAAUAAACCGCAUUCACAUCGGCACCAACGGGGUACCUAUGAUCCCACCCUCUUUUCCCCCGGAAAAACUUGGCAACUGGAUCUCCUCGGACCCCUUCCAGGAGCCAAACCACCAAACAAGGCCCUCGCUAUAGUGGACCUUGUCUCCCGACAGCUCCUCGUUCUCCCCACUCAUCGUUUGAAUGCCCCUGACAUCAUGACGUGCCUCAUUUAUGCAUUUGCCCGCUGGCAGGUGCCCCAUGUCGUUCACUCAGACGGCGGGCCCCCAUUCACCUCCAAGGCACUGGACAACUUCGCCCAGGAGCGCAACAUACAAUGGCAUCAUCACCUCCCUUAUCAUCCACAAUCUAAUGGGGUCAUCGAGCGACACAUUGGUCUUUACAAAGAACACCUUCGUCUUCAGGGAUGGGGCUCCUACAAAAAUUGGACCAAACACUCCGACCUGAUCCUAACCACUCUUAACA